UAUACGUCUAUUAUGCAAAGAGAAGUGGAAGGAAAAAGUGUCUUUUUAGCAGGAUAGAUGAUUUGAUUUGUCUUCAUUACUACACACUUUGAAUCAAGGGUGCAGCUCUAUUUUUAUGCUCUCCAUAUUUUCUGAUUGUUGCAUUUAUAAUUUGCUAUCUUAUUGAAAAUAAAUAAAUAAAAAAGCUCCUGCACUACAAAUAUAGGGCAGAAAUACACCCAGACACUGAACAGCAUGUAAAAGCAGCUGCUAAUCAGUUGAGAUAAAAAAAAAAAAUAAUGCAAAAUUUGUAUUAGAAGUAUUAGUUUACAAACGAAAUACUUUGAAACAUGACACGUAUUUUUGCUAAUUUAAUUCUAUAUAAUGUUUAGCGAGAUAUUCACUUGCAUUACUAACUUGUUUAUAUAAACUCUGUCUGGCAAUUGCCAAAUGAUGUUGUUUCUGAAUGUGAUUUAUACUUUUCUUUUUUUCUUUUUUUUUUUAUUGGACUUGUUUAUUUGUUUUUUCAUUAAGCUUACUUCCCACUCAGGAAGCUACAUCACUCUGAUUUGGUGCUUCAAUAAAUGUUAAGACCAUUUUUAGGUGCCUAGCAGUCAGUGUGGGAGAUUCCUGUAAGGUAACAAACCAUUGUCCUCCCUGACACUAUGUGUCAGGCAAAUUACUCUUCCAUUUAUUAAUUAAGCCCGCGUGCACUUUAAUCUUGCAUUGGAUUGCUCAGAUAGCCCCAAAAAACUGCUGGAGUAUUGUUGACUGCCCGUGAAUCGAGUAGGGUUUCCAUGUGGCUGGUUGAUCUGGUUGUUUGGUUGGCUGCCUUUGUUUGUUUCCUUGCUUUUGGAAGCUUUGAUCUUUUGUUGAAGAUCUGAGGAUUUAUUUAUUUAUUUAAGUUUUUCUCUAUUAGAGGGUGCCUGAUAAUUUUACAAUAUUACAAAAUUUUACAAAAGACAUCCCCACUUUUCCUCGGGUGGCCCUAAUCCUCUUCCAUAGUCAUGUGACCAUGUAAUGCAAUUUGAGUUGGGUUUAAUUCUAAAAAGAAAUGGGUCAACAUAGCUGAGAAGAUGGUUUCCCACAGGUUUAGUUUUGUGUGUGUGCUUGUGUGUGCACAUUUUCUUAAAAGACUUAUUUGGUGACAAAGAAACUGAGAAAUAUAAUCAGCUACCUCACGAUUAUCACAGCUUUCUCCAGAGCAUAGAAAAGACUUCCAUCAUUGGUUCCAGCUCAAACAGCAAGUUCAGUUCGUCCGAUGGCGAGACUCUAACCUUUCUACAGAGGCAGCCAAGUUAAAUUAAAGAUGGCGGCCCAGCCAGGGAAUCAAAAUAAUGAGUAGAGUAGGGCAGUGACUAAACUUUCAAAAUAAGAGCAAGGGGAAUAACUGCUGAUUACCGAGAACUUUGUUCUUUCAGACAAGUUGAAAAAAAAUUGAAAUAAAAAUGAGACAGAAUAUGCAUGAGGAUCUGUUAAUUUCCAGUGGUGGCUGGAAAUAGGCUGGCCAGGUAAAGACUACACUGGUGUGAUGGCGUUGGGUAUCCAGCAUCUCUUACACCUUUGUCAGGUGUGCGUGUGUGUGUGUGUGUGUGUGUGUGCGCGCAUGUGUGUCAAGUGAACUAAAGUCAUUGCUCAUCAGAUUUUUCUUUUUAGCUUUACUUGUUAGCAUAUGGCGUUUGUGUCAGAGCACCAUUUAGCAAAAAGCUGUGUGUGUGUGUGUGUGCGUGCGCGUAUGUGUGUUUAUACUGUGUGUGUAGCUAACUGCUUUAUUCAGUAUAACUGUGCUUAAAAAUGUGUCUCUUAUGUUGUUUUUCUGCUUUGUUUCUGUGUUUGUUUGUGUUCUGCAUGCUAAACUUGGCUUAAUCCGGACUUGUGCUUUUUGCAACAGCUGGCCCAGCUGCAGAAGGAGAAGUCAGAGAUUCUGAAGAACCUGGCUCUCUAUUAUUUUACCUUUGUCGAUGUCAUGGAAUUCAAGGAUCAUGUGUGUGAGCUGCUGAACACCAUCGAUGCCUGCCAGGUCUUCUUUGACAUUACGGUGAAUUUUGACCUGACUAAGAACUACCUGGAUCUGGUGGUAACAUACACUACUCUGAUGAUAAUACUUUCUCGCAUAGAGGAGAGGAAAGCCAUCAUAGGGCUUUACAACUAUGCCCAUGAGAUGACGCAUGGAGCCAGUGACCGGGAGUACCCCAGGUUGGGCCAAAUGAUUGUGGAUUAUGAGAACCCUUUGAAGAAGAUGAUGGAGGAGUUUGUUCCACAUGGAAAGUCCCUGUCAGAUGCGUUGGUCAGCCUUCAGAUGGUCUAUCCCAGGAGGAAUCUGUCAGCUGACCAGUGGAGGAACGCCCAGCUGCUUUCUCUCAUCUCUGCUCCCUCCACAAUGCUCAAUCCUGCUCAGUCUGACACUAUGCCCUGUGAAUACCUGUCACUGGACACAAUGGAAAAGUGGAUUGUUUUUGGUUUCAUCCUGUGUCAUGUGGCGCUGAAUAGCGACGCAGCAGCGCUGUCUUUGUGGAAGUUGGCUCUGCAGAGCUCCACCUGUCUCUGUCUGUUCAGGGAUGAAGUUUUCCACAUCCACAAGGCUGCUGAGGACCUUUUUGUGAACAUCAGAGGGUACAACAAACGCAUCAAUGACAUCAGGGAGUGCAAAGAACAGGCCCUGUCUCAUGCAGGCUCCAUGCACAGAGAGAGGCGCAAGUUCCUCAGAUCAGCUCUGAAAGAGCUGGCCACUGUUUUAGCUGACCAACCUGGACUGCUUGGUCCAAAGGCGCUGUUUGUGUUCAUGGCGCUGUCAUUCGCCCGUGAUGAGAUCAUCUGGCUGCUUCGACACGCAGACAACAUCCAGAAGAAAAGCACAGAUGAUUUCAUAGACAAACACAUAGCUGAGCUGAUCUUCUACAUGGAGGAGCUCAGAGCUCAUGUCAGGAAGUAUGGGCCUGUGAUGCAGCGAUACUACGUCCAGUACCUGUCUGGGUUUGAUGCUGUGGUGCUGAAUGAACUGGUUCAGAACCUGUCUGUGUGUCCAGAGGAUGAAUCUAUAAUCAUGUCUUCAUUUGUCAACACCAUGACUUCUCUCAGUGUUAAACAAGUGGAGGAUGGAGAAGUGUUUGACUUCAGAGGCAUGAGACUGGAUUGGUUCAGACUGCAGGCCUACACAAGUGUCUCUAAAGCCAGUCUCGGUUUAGCCGAUCACAAAGAGCUCGGUAAAAUGAUGAACACCAUCAUCUUCCACACAAAGAUGGUGGACUCUCUGGUGGAGAUGCUUGUGGAGACAUCAGACCUGUCUAUUUUCUGCUUCUACAGCCGUGCAUUUGAGAAGAUGUUUCAGCAGUGCUUGGAGCUUCCCUCCCAGAGCCGCCACUCAGUCUGUUUCCCUCUGCUUUGUACACACUUCAUGUCCUGUACACAUGAGCUCUGUCCCGAGGAGCGUCACCACAUAGGGGAUCGAAGCCUGUCGUUGUGCAACAUGUUUUUGGACGAAAUGGCCAAACAGGCCAGAAACCUGAUCACCGACAUCUGCACCGAGCAGUGUACACUCAGUGACCAGCUGCUUCCCAAGCACUGCGCAAAAACCAUCAGCCAAGCUGUGAACAAGAAGAGCAAGAAGGCGACGGGGAAGAAAGGCGAGCCGGAGAGGGAGAAACCAGGCGUGGAGAGCAUGAGGAAGAACAGACUGCUGGUCACCAAUCUGGAUAAACUCCACACCGCCUUAUCUGAACUCUGCUUCUCCAUCAACUACGUUCCCAACCUGAUUGUGUGGGAGCACACUUUCACACCGAGGGAGUACCUCACCUCGCACCUGGAGAUCCGAUUUACCAAGUCCAUAGUGGGGAUGACCAUGUACAACCAGGCUACUCAGGAGAUAGCCAAGCCCAGCGAGCUGCUGACGAGCGUCCGAGCAUACAUGACCGUGCUGCAGUCCAUAGAGAACUACGUCACCAUCGACAUCACACGAGUUUUCAACAACGUCCUCCUGCAGCAGACGCAGCACCUGGACAGCCACGGAGAGCCCACCAUCACCAGUUUAUACACAAACUGGUACUUGGAAACGUUGCUCCGCCAGGUCAGUAACGGACACAUCGCCUACUUCCCCGCCAUGAAGGCUUUCGUCAACCUGCCCACUGAGAACGAACUAACUUUCAAUGCUGAAGAAUACUCUGAUAUCUCUGAGAUGCGUUCCCUGUCAGAGCUCUUGGGCCCGUAUGGUAUGAAGUUUCUUAGUGAGAGCCUGAUGUGGCACAUCUCAUCUCAGGUUGCUGAGCUGAAGAAACUGGUGGUAGAAAACAUGGAGGUGUUGACCCAGAUGAGGACGAGCUUUGACAAACCAGACCACAUGGCUGCGCUCUUCAAGAAACUCACCUCUGUGGACAGUGUUUUGAAGAGAAUGACCAUCAUUGGGGUCAUUUUGUCCUUCCGCUCGCUCGCUCAGGAGGCUCUGAGAGACGUUUUGUCCUGUCACAUUCCUUUCCUGGUCAGCUCAGUGGAGGAUUUCAAGGACCACAUUCCCCGAGAGACGGACAUGAAGGUGGCCAUGAACGUUUACGAGCUGUCCUCAGCAGCAGGUUUACCCUGUGAGAUCGACCCAGCUCUGGUGGUGGCUCUGUCCUCUCAAAAGAGCGAGAACAUCAGCCCAGAGGAGGAGUAUAAGAUCGCCUGUCUGCUGAUGGUCUUUGUGGCAGUUUCGUUGCCAACACUUGCCAGCAACGUGAUGUCGCAGUACAGCCCAGCCAUCGAAGGCCACUGUAACAACAUCCACUGCCUGGCCAAAGCAAUCAACCAGAUCGCUGCUGCUCUCUUCACCAUCCACAAGGGAAGCAUAGAGGACCGCCUCAAAGAGUUCCUGGCUCUGGCCUCAUCCAGCCUGCUGAAGAUCGGUCAGGAAACGGACAAGAUGACGACACGUAACAGAGAAUCUGUCUACCUGCUGCUGGACAUGAUUGUGCAGGAGUCUCCCUUCCUCACCAUGGACCUGCUGGAGUCCUGUUUCCCUUACGUCCUGUUGCGAAACGCCUACCACGCCGUCUACAAACAGAGCAUCAGCGCUAAUGCAUAGACACACACACAGACACUAACCACACAAAGGCAUACCUUAUAGUCUGCUAUUGAAUGGGGGUACAGACAAAACAAAUACACACUACCAGAGUACACAAAAUCCAAACUAAACACACUAAUCUAUGCCUACAAAGCCUCAGCGUGUUCGGACAAAAAAGCAACACUGUCGGCAUUUAACACUAAACGCGUAGCAUUGAAAGCAAAUCCACUCAAAAUAUAAGAAGAGCGUAUGAAACACAAGUGCUCAAAUUAAAAAGAGGAGGG
Messenger RNA from Haplochromis burtoni (Burton's mouthbrooder), 5295 nucleotides. It is a transcript of the gene nckap1, whose product is annotated as NCK-associated protein 1. The record is from RefSeq and is a predicted model, not a curated record. Bases 1946 to 5032 code for a protein of 1028 amino acids. Gene Ontology annotation, cellular component: SCAR complex. NCBI's taxonomy places the organism in Eukaryota, Metazoa, Chordata, Actinopteri, Cichliformes, Cichlidae. Gene Ontology annotation, biological process: neuron projection morphogenesis; cortical actin cytoskeleton organization; cell morphogenesis. The transcript is spliced from 30 exons.